Xyrichtys novacula (pearly razorfish) is the source of this 4474-nucleotide messenger RNA. Lineage: Eukaryota; Metazoa; Chordata; Actinopteri; Labriformes; Labridae. The record is from the annotation of a GenBank genome assembly.
GCUCAUCUCUUGUCUCCAUCGCAGUGCACAGCUGUGCGUAAUACCACGCUCAAAGAAGGCGUGAUGAGGUCUGCCCCCAGCCCAGGCUGGAUUAGAGUGUGUGAGGAUAGACGGGACUCCCUCCUCAUCCACAUUGCGCAGGACAUCGUGGACACAGUAGUAUUCACAGAAGUAGCCGGGUCAGACUAUCGGUCCGGCAAGGCUGCAACAUGCGCUCACCGCUACUCGCUACGUUUCAGUCCCUCAGCGCACCUGGGACGUGGCUUGUAUCAGUUUUAACGCACUCUCUCCUGUCACUCCGUCUGUUUUGCACUUUAGAUCAGGCUGUCAUUGGAGUGGGACAAUGGGGACAACACGGUGAAAAGCUAAAAACUGCGCCCGUCCCCGCGCACCGAGAAAUGUUCUGCGGUUUCACUUGAGGAGCAACAUGGAGAACCCCGCCAAGUAUCUGUCAUCGGUGCAGGGGAUUGACUCUGCGCCGGCACACCUCGGAGAGAUAAUGCGGAACAGCACCGAAACGGAGGCGAGAAAUGACUGGAGAAAGGACAUGGUUUUGCGUACUGUGACGGGCUGCCUGCUGUUCCUUCUCAUCCUGUGGACUCUGUUAGGGAACAUCCUGGUUUGCGCUGCGGUGCUGCGCUUUCGGCACCUGCGGACCAAAGUCACCAACAUUUUCAUCGUCUCCCUGGCUCUUUCGGACUUAUUCGUGGCCCUUCUUGUAAUGCCAUGGAAAGCGGUGGCAGAGGUAGCAGGCUACUGGCCGUUCGGCACUUUUUGUAACGUUUGGGUCGCUUUUGACAUCAUGUGUUCCACCGCGUCUAUCCUAAACCUCUGCAUCAUCAGCGUGGACAGAUACUGGGCUAUCUCAAGCCCCUUUCGUUACGAGAGGAAGAUGACCCAGCGAGUUGCCUUUGUAAUGAUAAGCAUCACUUGGACGCUCUCUGUGCUCAUUUCAUUCAUACCGGUCCAGCUAAACUGGCACAAAGCCAGCGGUGACGACAUGGCUGGGACGCACAACUCUUCCUCUUCGAUUCGUCAAUUGGAAGAAAACUGUGACUCCAGCCUGAGCAGAGAGUAUGCGAUCUCAUCGUCAUUGAUAAGUUUCUAUAUCCCCGUGGCAAUUAUGAUUGUGACCUAUACCAGGAUUUACCGGAUUGCACAAAUACAAAUAAGAAGAAUAGCCUCUCUGGAGAGAGCAGCGGAGCACGCGCAAAGUUGCAGGACUAACAGAAUAGAGUGUCAACACCACAACACCUUGAAAACGUCGAUAAAACGGGAAACCAAAGUGUUCAAAACCCUCUCAGUGAUCAUGGGUGUGUUUGUGUGUUGCUGGUUACCCUUUUUCGUUCUAAACUGCAUGGUCCCGUUUUGUGAAAAACCCACUACAGACCGGGAAGCAGGUCUGCCGUGCGUCAGCGAGACCACUUUUGACGUUUUCGUGUGGUUUGGCUGGACGAACUCCUCCCUGAACCCCAUCAUUUACGCUUUUAACGCCGAGUUUAGGAAGGCCUUCGCGAGCCUCCUCGGCUGUCGCAAUUUCUGCUCAAGUACGCCUGUGGAGACUGUCAACAUCAGCAACGAGCUGGUCUCAUACAACCAAGACACUCUCAUCCACAAGGAAAUCGCGAACGCCUACGUCAACAUGAUCCCCAACGUGGUUGAAUGUAUCGAGCACGAGGAGACUUUUGACAGGAUUUCACAGUUUUCCCACAACAUCGAGAAUGCCACCGACUCCAUUUGUGACUUAGAGGACUGCGAGGCAGACAUAAGUCUUGACGGGAUGUCACCGUUCACACCUAACGGAUUACAUUGACUCAAACUGAGUCUGUGCGUAAUUGGAUGUAUUGAUAAUAUCACCAUCGCAUAACUCAUUCCGUUCCAUAAUAGUCUGACAAGCCCCUCUCCCAUGGGUCAGGGUCUAAUGAGGGAUCUGGUGACAUGCUCAUGGACACUUAAGCAGAGCCCUGAAGCCACCCUGCUGCUGCUGCUUUGCGUCAUAAAUGACACGUGAUGUUGUCCUGUGAUGUUUAGGUGUUGAUUUACUUGACAAGUGAAGUUUGUGUUCAUUUGUUUAGUGUAUUUGAAGCUGUUGUUCACUCAAAUGCGUUAUUCAGAGCGUCCAUACCUCAUGUGAAUCCACUUUGAGUCAGGGGUAGGGGGGGAUGUUUGUAAAGACAUAAUGGAAACUUUUGCUGCUUAAAAACCUCAUGUGCAUCCAGUGCCCACUGUCUAUUGUGUAUGAAAACUGAGGGCCGCCUUAUAGACAUUACAGUUCUAUUGAAAUGCAGUCAUUCCAGCGCCUUACAGCUUAUUCAGGCAGAAGUUAUGAGACACAUCAAGGAAUGUUUUGUACAAAGUUUGAGUUAAAUGAUGCCAAAUGCAGUGUUAAAAGUGUUUAUCUGCUGCACUUAUACCCUAUUACUACCCAAGCACACAUGCUCCAUCAGAUUCAGAUGGGCUAGGGGCGUUGAUGGAGCCACAAAUGAUCUUGCAAAAUGAACUGCUUUUAAUUCAUAAAAGUGAGCUUGUUUACACUGACAUCACCGAUCCAGAUUGAAGUUUGUUGAGAAAACAAAAAUUUACAAAACUGUUGCUCUUCUCUCUCUCUCCCUCUUUCUUGCUUUCUCUUUGUAGUUAUUUAUCACUGAGGCCAAAAUGACUGAAUGGUUCUGCUUUGUCAGGUCAUACUGAUCAAUUGAUUGAAGAGAAAAUCAAAACCAGUCACUUCUUUUAAAGAUGUUGCCAGGAAAAAUGAGGAACUAGUACAUUAGUAAACCAUCAGUCACUAAGUCCUUAUCAAGUUCUAUGGAAAUGAGAAUGCUUGGUUUUAUGAUGAAAUAUUGAUUUGUUUAUCAGGAAACAAAGAAUGGGUGAGGAAUAAACCAGGAACAUCUCUCACAUCAAUAAACAUUAUCAUAAGUGCUUUCCUAAUAGUUCCUAGAGAACAGACCAGAGGAUCCAGUAUCAAUGAAGCAGUAGGUAUUGAUUAGUUUAUAGAUGUCUGUAAAAGCCUUUAUUCGGAAUACUUUUUGCACAAGUCAUUUACAAGUAACUCUGCAAAUACCAGGCCUGCCUCGUAAGUAUUCGUAUUAGCCUGUAUUAUCAUAUUUUUCACCAUAAACAGUGUUUUUAUGAAUAGUUUUUAAAUAUUCCAACACUUAACUUCAAAAUAUUUGGAUUAUUCACUCUUUAGUCAAUAAAAAUUGUGCACCACAAUGUGUGGUGGCAGUAGCCAUUACGGGAGCCAAUACAAAAACUUACGAGGCAGGCCUUGUAUUUGCAGAUGGAAACAUGUUUUUUUAAAACCAUUAUUAUGAUCAUUGUUAUUUUUUACAUUCAAUCUAUCAGUAGUUCCUGCUUUUCGAAAGAAAAAAAAUACAUUUUUUUAUUAUAAAGUUCCAACAAUAGAGCUAAAACUAAACUUUCCAAAAAAAUCAAGAGCAAAUGAGACAUAAUUUUACUUCAUAUGAAGGAGGAGAACAUCACAUUUAUCCAGAAUAAAAAGCGGACAAACUAGAAUGUGAGUUAGUGCAAGUCCACUUUUUUUCCUGAACAUUAAGUCAGUGGAAGGGAACACCGCGUGAAAACAUGAAAAAUUCAUAGCUGUCUAUUCUUUUUUCAUGAUAAUUUAUUAAAGGGACAUUUGCCUAAUGUGCAUUAAGUGAAGAAUGACUAUCCAAAUAGCUGCAAACAGAUAAUAAGCAUGCAAGUUUCAUGUCAGCCAACACCUGCAGAGAAAUCAUUUAGUGCACAAACUGACACACCUACUAUCUCCACAGAGAUAUGACAUUUGUGUUUUGCUAAUUGUGCAAUCAGAAAUGCAUCAUACAGAAAACACCCAGAAUUCAAACAACAUGUAUAUAAUUAUGUUGUCUGCAUAUUCAUUCUUUUUAUUUGCAUUACAGGGUAUCAAGCUCCAAAAACAAAGGAAUCCCUGAAGCAAUGAUUGAGCACUUAUUUACCACCCUGUCCAAUCCAGCACUCUACAAGCACUGGGGUCUACUUAUCCACCUACUAAUCCCUGUUAUGUGAAAGCACAAAACAGCAACUCAUAUAUGAGAAUUUUUGUAACUACUUCUAUUCAUUUCAGAGCUGUUAUAACUACUCUGUUAUCACAAAUAUACUGAUCAUUAGGUUAGCUGCUACACUUUAAAAUAACUGAUUAUGGCUCAGUAUUUGUUACUUCCUCAUGCUUUCCUUUGUCCUCUCCAGAAAACCUUGCAGAAUCUAUUACAAAGUGUGACCAAAAUAUAAGGGCCAUCUCCAGUAACCAAAGAUUUCAAGGAGUAAAUCAAUAACUCUGACACAGUAAGGCUGACAUGCUUUGUUAGCUUGAAAUAUCGUUGAUAUAGAAAGCUCACACCUACCUACAAGCUACUGGGGCAACACAUCUGUAUGCUAAUACAUCACCUCUUCCACUCCUAGUUCUAUCUUUGUACUGUACAGAUGACCUGAUCUGAAUGUAAACUGAUGU